Molecule: messenger RNA, 1819 nt
Organism: Gastrolobium bilobum
Lineage: Eukaryota; Viridiplantae; Streptophyta; Magnoliopsida; Fabales; Fabaceae
Product: AMSH-like ubiquitin thioesterase 1
Exons: 14
Coding region: 99-1637 (512 amino acids)
Biological process (GO): protein K63-linked deubiquitination; protein K48-linked deubiquitination
Cellular component (GO): membrane; endosome
Molecular function (GO): K63-linked deubiquitinase activity; metal-dependent deubiquitinase activity; protein binding
Source: RefSeq, a predicted model, not a curated record
CGUUCGUUUCCCCAACGCUGUUAAUGUUGUCGUGUCUCUGAGAAGAAGAAAGAAGAAGAAGACAGUGAAACGCUGCGUUCUGAGAAAUAAAGAAAACAAUGAGGUCUUCUUCUUCUUCGGACACGAUCAACAUCGCUGCCAGUGCUCAGAAACUCGAUGUCGACAAUCGAAUCGCUCUACGUUUCUACCAUCGGAUCGCCGAUAACAUCCUCAGACAGGCUGAUAUCUUUCGUGCGGAGAAGAAUAUUAUUGACCUAUAUGUCAUGCUUCUGAGAUUUUCUAGUUUGGUGUCUGAAACAAUACCACGUCAUCGAGAUUAUAGAUUAUCUCCACAAAGCAAGAAACAAUCACUGAAAAAGAAAUUGGUAAAUUCUGUGAUUGAACUGGAGAAGUUGAAACCACUGGUCCAACAGAAGAUCAAUGAGCUUAAUAGCAGACAUGCAUACGAACAAAAUGGGCAGGGAAAAUUUCAUUCAAAUAAUUCAUUGGAUUUUUCUCCUGUGAAAACACAAACUUUGCCUAGUUAUGGCUCAUUGAAGGCAGUCAGACCAACUGCUGGAGAGUUAAAUUACCAAGGAUCAAGGGGCCAACAGUUCUCUUAUGUUAGGCCUGUGGAAGAGCAUAUGCGAAGACUAUCCUUAACUCUCCCACCUCCAAAGGAGGAAACUCUCUCAAGACAUUCUAUCCUUGGUCCCAAUGGACUUAAAGGGCAGUGGCGGCCACCUACCACUGAUAAUGGGGUUAGGUAUCCAACCAACAUAGAUCUGUCUCCAAUUGAAAUACCAAGCCUACAACAUUCCUUGGAAGCUGAAUCUCUGAAUAACAAAGAUAAUAGCAUUGGAGAACACAAUAAAUCGGAUUUAUAUUCAAUUCUUACCCAGCUUGAGGAUUGCCAGCCCCAGCAUGCUCAGGAACCUCCUUCUCUUAUCUCUUUUGAAGCAACAGAAACCUCUGCUCAAGUAGAAGUUAUCAGACAGCCUUCUCCUCCACCUGUGCUUGCUGAAGUACAAGAUUUGGUACCUGCAGUGUCACCUCAUGUUAAUGGGGCAGGAUGUAAGACAGAGAUUCCAUCAUCAGAUAGUUGUGUUCAUGCUGAGUCUCCUCUGCAACUGCACAUUUCAACUGCUUUGAUGGAGAAUUUUAUGAAGCUUGCCAAGGCGAAUACUGCCAAAAAUUUAGAGACUUGCGGUGUCCUUGCUGGUUUGCUUAAAAACAAAAAAUUUUAUAUUACUGCUCUAAUAAUCCCAAAGCAGGAGUCAACAUCAGAUUCUUGUCAGACUACAAAUGAAGAGGAAAUAUUUGAAGUGCAGGAUAAACGAUCUCUUUUCCCCCUUGGGUGGAUCCAUACACAUCCUACACAAUCUUGUUUUAUGUCGUCAAUUGAUCUGCAUACCCAUUACUCAUAUCAGAUUAUGCUGCCAGAAGCUGUUGCAAUAGUCAUGGCGCCAAGAGAUAGUUCAAGAAACCAUGGCAUUUUUCGGUUGACAGCCCCUGGUGGAAUGUCUGUUAUUAAACAAUGCCAGCAACGUGGAUUUCAUCCACAUAAUCAGCCUCCAGAUGGUGGUCCUAUUUACAAUACCUGUACAGAUGUUUACAUGAACCCAGAUUUAAAAUUUGAUGUCAUUGAUCUUAGGUGAUAAGAGUUGUGCCCUCUGUCCUUGUUCAUAGACCAUACUUUCUUCUAUAUAUAUAGCUUUUAAUUUUACCAUUAAAUCAGCCGUGGCCAUAAAGAAUGUCUCGGCUGUGUUUGUAAAAAGAAGAAAUCUUGCUCGUUGGCCGUUUAUUCUUUGGGUUACACUUAUUCUAACUUUUUACAUUC